Molecule: messenger RNA, 637 nt
Organism: Pseudovirgaria hyperparasitica
Lineage: Eukaryota; Fungi; Ascomycota; Dothideomycetes; Acrospermales; Acrospermaceae
Product: putative cytochrome c oxidase polypeptide 5, mitochondrial
Exons: 3
Coding region: 31-420 (129 amino acids)
Biological process (GO): mitochondrial electron transport, cytochrome c to oxygen
Source: RefSeq, a predicted model, not a curated record
CUCGCGAACAUUGAGAAACGGUGGGAGGAGAUGCCGCCGCAAGAGCAGGCGGAUCUGUGGAUGGCUCUGCGCGAUCGAAUGAAGGUGGACUGGAAAGAAAUGACGCUGCAAGAAAAGAAAGCCGCGUACUGGAUUGCAUUUGGUCCCCAUGGCCCACGCACUCCCCCACCCCCGGGUCAGGGUUGGAGAGUCUUUGUCGGUACUACUCAGGCCAUUGUAGUCUCACUUCUGAUCUUCGCUGCAACCCGCAUGUUCGCCCGGGAUCCCCCUCGCACAAUGACCAAGGAAUGGCAAGCCGCUUCAGAAGAAUAUAUGAGGGAGAAUAACAUGGAGCCUAUCUCUGGUUUCCCAGGUAUGCUCCAGCAGAGCAAGGCUAGCGGCAAGUCGCCUGAGGAGCAUGCUGCCCCUGAAGAAGAGUAAUCACUUCAUAUCUUUGUUUACAAAAGACCAAUUCAUCUUCUCCUUGCGUCAGCUUACUUGUCACAAUAUCGCGUUAUGGAAAGCUAGAAAAGCGUUUUGGUACGAGAGGGAAAGCUUCUCGUCGGACGUACAGAUGUGAGACGGGAAAAGGGACGGGACGAAGACGGGAAGUAGUGUCGUAAAUUACCUAGGCCGCUGUACAGAAAUCUAGAAAGGC